AUGAGGUACAUACAAGACAUGGCGCUAGUAAUACUUAUAACGAUGCUCGUUGUACAAGUUUCUACUACGGACGGAGAGAUGGCGCUAGCGAAUGUCACAAGAUUUGCUUCAGGAGAUAUUUUUUCUCUAAUCGGUACAAAUUGUGGCCUAACUCGAUGUAUGGAAAUUUCACAUGGCACCGCGUUGCCUGCUGUAGGUGGAAGUGAAUGCGUUUGCCAAUGCCGUAGAGAAACUCCAGCUUUUAGAGAGGACAAGAAGAUUUGCGUUAAUCAUAUUAAUGAUUGUUCGAUGGCCACUUUCGGUCGCGGAGCCACAAAACCUCAAAUACCUUUCGUUUUUCUACCUUUAAAAGGACAGAUUAUUUAUCCAUCAAAAGAAAUCAUAUUCACGGAUAUAGACGACGCGAUCUGUGCUGUCACCAGCGCUCAAUAUCUGUCCGAGACUGGUUGGGUCACUUUACGGGAUUUAGUGGACAAUGACGUACCUUUCGGACUCUACCGAGAUGAGGGCAGCACUUAUUUACAGUGGCGAGGAUCAUCAGCCCUCCACUCUCGUCUCGAAGGUCGUCUGGUUGCAACUCAUGUGCUAUGCUCAGCACAGAAGCCCGCACAUUUAGCAGCAUCUUGCGCUACCUUCCGUGUUGCGGGCGUAACUCAUAACGCGUUAUUGGAUGUUAGGUCAAUACCAUUUCACGCUGGUGAAACAGUGACAACGGAGCCAGCAGCUCAAAGCAAUGGCCUCAGUGUACUAGAAUCCUUAGCAAUUGGAGUGUGCGUCCUCAUGUUGGUUUUCGUGUAUGCAGCGGGAAUUAUAUUCUAUAUCAACUACAAACAGAAGCAGAGAAGAAAGAAAGACCCCGAGAUGGAUCUUUCUCGCACUAAUUCGACUGAUAAUGCUUCGACUAUCGAUUCACGACUUGAAAUGGGUAGCAUGAGAAUGAAAUCAAAUCCACUGAUGAAUUUAGAGAAUAUGAGGAAUGACUACACGAAUGAUGCCGGCUUAUCUGAUGUUAGCGAACGAACAGAAGAUACAUUCGAUUCAACAGUAAAUAAGCCAAAGGAUCGAAAUGCAAACGUCGUAGCUGCUAUUGUGCACUCCAGACGAAAGAAACCAUCAAGACCUACGAUUAGGGCUACAUCGACUCCAGAACGUCUUACAGAGAGACUUCAAAGACGUUCAGCUUCACCAGAAAUGGAAAAGGCGCCUCACUCUGAUUUGUCCAUACUCCACUGCAGCAUAGAUAACAACAUCGCCGAGGAUAUACCUUCUCCCGAAGAAGGCGAACCAGUUCUGAGACGAAAAUUAUAUUUUAAUCCAGUUUUUUUUGAGACAGAUCUUUUGAAGGAUCCUCCACCAGCAGCGAUUGAAUUUUUGAUAAAAUUAAGAGAAGUAAUGUCGGUUGCAAAAGAGAAAAUGACUUCAAAACGGUUUAUUCCGAUUCUAUCUGAUAUACCUGAAGAGGAACUCUAUCAUACAAUUGAUCUCGGAUGGGACAUUCCGUGUGCGAGGCGCGGGCGAAGAUAUAGCGCAAUUAGUCUAAAGCGAGAGAAUAGCCGACGAGUAUUACAUUGUGGUGGUUGUCCAGGAUGUGACAAUAGUGGAAAACAAAAAGUGACUGGUUUAAUAAGAUCUAAUUCAUGUAAGACUUGUGUAAGUGACGAUUACAAACAAAAAAUAGUUCAAAAGUGGUUAGACGAAGUACCUUCACCCCCUUCAACUGCUAAAAGACCGGUAAAAUCAGUUGCUAAAGUAAGCGGUACGCCAAGAGUGAUUGAACCAAAAGAAAAUGAAGUAUUAGUAAACCCUGUAGAACCAGUGCCCAAUCUUAUUUCUGAAACAGUCAAAAUAACGGAAUCGAUUGUAAAAGAAUAUUUAAAAGAUAAAUAUUUGGUUAAUUCAAAUGAAUUUAAAGAUAUUGAUGUAGCAAAUAAAAAUAAUAUAGAGAAUGACAGUAAACACAGUUCACAAGCAAUUGUUAUUAUCACUUCAGAAAAGAAAAGUCCUUCUAAUCACGCUACUCGACGUGUAAGAAAGAAUUUACCACCUCCGCCUCCACCCCCAAAUCAUGUAACAGAAUUACUUGAGAGUACUAAAGAUAUCGUACCAAUAUCUCCCGAAGUCAAGAGAAAAAUGGAAGCUGUUAUUCGUGAAUUAAAUAAAUGCCAUAGAGUAGAACCCAUUGGAAGUCCUAUUAUCGAAGCUAAUAAAUUACAGGAGACGGCUCCAAAAUUAGUUAUACCAGUGACAGCUGCUGACUCACAUCGUUAUGGAGAUGAUAACAUUUUUUUUGAUAAAAAAACUCUAGAUCAAGAAAAUGUCGAGUUAGAUAGCUUAGAAAGAAAAUUGCCUAAAAAGAGAAGAUUUUCAUUAGAUUAUGGACCUGAAUUGAAUCAAAAGAAAUUAUCAGGCAUACAAAAAACUCAAAUAUCUCGUGAUAGAUUGACGCGUAGUUGGCGAGAUUUUAAAAAUACAUCAAAUAACACAAAUGUAGCUCCUCAAACAAUCAGCUUUGAAUCGAAUAAUAAAAUAACUUGUAAUAAUAAUAACGAUGUUUUCAUCAAGUCCAUUGAACCUAUAUAUAAUAAUAUCGAAAAACUUGGCCCGUUAACAAUUGAGGUAAGAGGUUCUCCAGUUGAAAAUAGAAAGAAUGAUAAUGAUGACUUUGAUCCUGAUACUCUUGAUAGGAAACCAAAAAAAACAAUCGAAAAGAAUGAAAAUAAAAAAAGUGUCGAAAAAAUUCUAUUAAAAUCCGGGGGUAGUUUUAAACACAAAUUAACAGCCCCUGAAACCGAACAAAGCAAAAGUCCACCAGAAGCGGCGUUUACUAGAAAAAUAGGUAGUCUUAGGCAAAUAUACGAAGCUAAGAACAAAGGUAAAAUGAAUGAUAAUCCAUUUUACGAAAGACGAGGGAGUUUACCUUAUGGUACUCAAGAGUUAGAAGCUUACAUUAGAAAACUAGAACCUAAGCAUACAGAAAACCAAAUAGAACCGAAACCUCCUAUACCGCCUAAAAAUAAACGCAGCUCAGAAACACAAUCAAAGGUCACUACUCCUAGACACAGUCCACCGAGUGACAGAUAUCGAUCCUCUGAAGAGAGAGACAGGUUUCCACCAUAUUCAAGAACUGAUAACAUAAACUCUAGGCGCUCUGGUCGGAGAUCAGCUCGUACGAGACCUAGACGAGUCGAUUUAAAGAAAUUAUGCCGUACAGAAGAUUCUGGAUACUUAAGUACGGAUUCAAACGAAUCAAAGCGAAGAGCGAGAUAUUUAAUGCAAUUAAAACCCAAAUUAGUAAAUAUUGAUACGACAUCAAAGCUACUAAAUAAAUCUAAUAUCUUACACAUAGACACAGAUACCGAUGAGUUGGAAUCUCUGUGUGACGGUCGAAGUGAAUCUGGCGGAGAGAGUGUUGAGACUGAUUCUGUAUUCUUCGGUAAUUUCGAUGAUUCAAAACAAAUAUUAAAAGAAUUGGGUUUCGAAGAUUUCGGAACGAGGAAUAAAAUAAAUCAGAUAGAUUCAGGUUUUGCUGGGGAAACGAAUAUAAUGCUUAGUGGUGAUAGUGAUUCGGAACAUCGAAGUGUUAUUUCUAUAGUCGCUGGAUGUGACGGAAGAGCUUCAUCUGCGUCUGUUACAAAUUUAGAUGAUUCGCAAUUUGUGAAAUCCGUGGAAUGUUCGUAAUUUUUGUGUAGCCAAAUCAUUUUCAUUAUUAUAAUUAAAUAUUACCUGUACUUUGUACGCUCUUAAGAAUUGUGUUUUAGAAUAGAUUAUAAACAAAAUGUAUUCUUAGUUAGUGCCACCGAAUUUUACCUCAUGGUAUCGAAUUAAGUAAAUGUUGGUUUG
Molecule: messenger RNA, 3840 nt
Organism: Nymphalis io (European peacock)
Lineage: Eukaryota; Metazoa; Arthropoda; Insecta; Lepidoptera; Nymphalidae
Exons: 10
Coding region: 1-3678 (1225 amino acids)
Biological process (GO): imaginal disc-derived wing hair organization
Cellular component (GO): cell cortex
Source: RefSeq, a predicted model, not a curated record